UGCAAUAUCGUGGGCUGUUUCCUAUAGUGAGUAGUGGCUCGCACGAGGUGGCUUCCAGUGUCAGGGCCAAGGAUGGUGGUGGUGUUGUUGGUGGUGGUGGUGCUGGUGGUGGUGGUGCUGGUGGUGCGGUGCGAAUGUAGGCCAGCUAGCUUUAGUCUCGUUGUGGCUGUGGCAGUUGGCGGACCAUCACGCUCUCGCUCUCUCCUCUUUGGGUUAUUUUUAUUACUACUUCUCCAACGACUGUUUCUAUUGUGACUGCUUCUUCAAAUGAAAUAAGAACUUUUUUCUGUGCUCCGCCGCGACGCCACCUCGAGUGUCGGUGCUGUGGAUCUAUUGCCUCUUGAGACUACUCGAUACUAGCCAAAGUUCCAGAAAUUAAUAAGAGUGUUUAAGCCAGUGGUGUAUGUGCAUCCCUCUGGACGACAACCAAGAGAGAUCUGAGGCUGCAGAGAAGACCCGAAGGUAACAUGUGGUUAUGAGAGUGUGGGGAGGCCCCGCCUGACGCUCUAUGAUGCUGUCUUCUCGCUGACUAGACCUACACCCUUCAUGCGCCACGCCUACAGUCACGGCUCAAAACACGAUCCACCCAGGAGUCCAGAUGAAAUUCUACCCUCAGCCGGCGGACUCGCCUGAUGGUGUUCACGCGUGGGUUCAUGAGGACCUGCUUGAGCCCCGAUACGGUGCGCACUCCACGGAUACCAAAACCACCAUGGACCCACUGGAGUCCUUCCUCUGUGACCUACCGCCACCAACCUCAACUUUCGCAGAACUCAAACCACUCGAACCACUGGAUUAUUUGACAGCAUCCCCUGACACCUCUGCAUCUUCCCGCCACGAUACGUCGUCCACCUCUUCUAAUUCACCGGGCAGUCAGUACAAGGGUGCCAUCACUAACAGCAACACGUUCUUGGGAUAUACCGGAACCCCUGAACCAGUCACAACCACUACAUCGCCACUUUCCUCCUCCCAUAAGCAUGACCCGCACCAUCAUGGCUACUCAAUAACACAAGAGAUCGACGACAUCGCUUCCAUUAUAGGCAGCGCCAUUGCUGAUAACAACAUCAACACCAGCAUCAACAACAUUAUGCUUCCUGAAUCUCUCGAGCCUCUCAAUGCACCUGAGUUCCAGGAUAUUGAAGCAUUCUUCGAGAACAUGAGUGGAGGAGUUAAGGUGGAGCCUGCGGAUCCUUUAAUAAACUCCUCUAUGUCACCUUCGGGACAUUCUCCAUCCAUGGCGACGCAAGUGCCUCAGCCGUCCACCACCACAGUCAGCCAUAGCACUAUACAUUAUGCCAACACCCCCACCCACUCACCCAUGUUGACGUCGCUACUGGCGGCGGGAGCAGUCACCAAUAAUAACUACCUGCAAGGCUUGGUUUCCGAGGCACAAUAUAAGAACGAAAUAUCUAUGCCUAUACUACAAGCGCGUCUCACACAAGGACUUAAGGAUGUUGGAGUAGGACUCCUAAAAGCGGAUCCGAUGUUUGCACGGUCUCAAUAUUACUCGCAUAAAGACGCAAUGCCGCACACUACAGACCCCACCAGUUUUGCCGUCACUACCACAGAUGAUCUUUUUAUAAGCAAGUUCGAUUCAAGAUCUUACUUAGACAAGAUUCAGCUGGCCUCGCCGGAGUCCACAGACUUAUCCUCCACCAAAAUGGGCCUCGACUUCCCGGGGAUUAAAAACAAGAACCGCAGCCGUAUGAACAAGAGUACAAAACUUCCCAUUACUACAGAGGGAACCAAAGACAAGCCCGUCCACCGGUGCACCGUCUGUAACCGCGGCUUCCUAAACAAGUCCAACAUCAAGGUUCACCUGCGUACUCACACGGGGGAAAAGCCCUUCAAGUGCGAAACCUGCGGGAAGGCGUUCCGACAAAAAGCCCACCUGCUCAAACAUUACCAAAUUCACAAGCGCGUUGCCAGGGACUAACUGUUCCUACUUACUCC
Messenger RNA from Cherax quadricarinatus, 1950 nucleotides. RefSeq lists its product as uncharacterized. Gene Ontology annotation, biological process: embryonic hindgut morphogenesis; embryonic pattern specification; regulation of transcription by RNA polymerase II. Gene Ontology annotation, cellular component: nucleus. Gene Ontology annotation, molecular function: DNA-binding transcription factor activity, RNA polymerase II-specific; RNA polymerase II transcription regulatory region sequence-specific DNA binding. The record is from RefSeq and is a predicted model, not a curated record. Lineage: Eukaryota; Metazoa; Arthropoda; Malacostraca; Decapoda; Parastacidae.